GCUGAGCGGGGGGGGGGCGCGCACAGGGAACAACCCCCCACUGGCUUUUAGUGCUGUUUAUUUGCUGGCUUGUUAAUUUUUCUGUUUUUAAGUAAACUAUUUGAUAAAACCCUUCACGUGUUUCAAGCUGACACUGUCCAGCGAGGUGUGCCGCGGUCCGCUGCUUCUUACAGCGACCCUGAAGCGGACUGAACUACAAAUAUCGUCGAGGCACCAGCUAAGCUAACCCACUGAUAACGUUAGUGUUUGUUAUUGAUUAGACUCUGCAGCAGUCGAGAUUACAGCCAGCUCCACAGCUCUCCAGGGACCAUGGCGGGGUUGCUGCAGCAGCGCCCCCGUGUGGCCGAGGCCUGUCUGCUGCUGCUGCUGUGCUACUUGACCGGUGGCCUGUCCCUCCCGGACCCCAGGCAGAGAGAGGCCCUCAUACAGCUGGAGGCCUCCAUGCAGACAGGCGGGCAGAUGGUGCUGACAGAUGCUGAGCAGCGGCUGGACGCUCUGCUCUUCAAGAUGAAGCGGGAGGAGAUGGCGAGGGCCGACUUUCCUCCCGCCAUGCACUUCUUCAAGGCCAGGCCCCUCAUCAGGACCGCUCCCAUCUUCCAGCUGCUCCAGAAGAUGCCUAAAGGUGGAGCUCUCCAUGUCCAUGACUUUGCCAUGGCUAACGUGGAGUGGCUAGUGAAGAACGCGACCUAUCGGCCCCACUGCUACAUGUGCGUCACCGACAAGCAGUCCAUCAGAUUCAUCUUCUCGUCCCGAUGGCCCAAAGCGCUGCCACAUUGCUCUCCAUGGACCCUGCUGGAAACUCUCCGGGCCAAGAUGGUCAACACCACAGAGCUAGACAACAGCAUCAUAGGCAACCUGACGCUCUUCACUGACCAGGACCCAGAGACGGUGUACCCCAGUCAGGAUUUUAUAUGGGGCAGGUUUGAACAGUGCUUCCUUGCACUGUGGGGCCUGGUCACAUAUGCUCCUGUGUUCAGAGACUAUUACUACCAAGGCCUCACCGAGUUCUACGCGGACAACGUCGUGUAUCUGGAACUGCGGGUCCUACUCCCAGAGAUAUACGAGUUGGACGGCAGCACUCACGACACAGCCUGGACUCUGAAGACCUACCGGGAUGUAAGCAGACAGUUCACAGCAGAGCACCCAGACUUCUAUGGAACAAGAUUCAUCCUCACAAUCCACAGGGGAGUAAAUACAUCUGUGAUGACGGGUGCUGUGGAGCAGGCUAUGAAGCUACAGAAAGACUUCCCUGAUAUCAUGGCUGGGUUUGACAUGGUGGGCCGUGAGGACAGUGGCAGACCGCUGUGGUACUUCAGAGAUGCCUUGUCACUGCCAGUAGAGAGAGGGGUGGCGCUUCCUUUCUUUUUCCAUGCUGGAGAGACCGAUCUCGAGGGCACAGAGGUGGACCAGAACAUGUUGGAUGCUCUUUUGCUGAACACUUCACGUAUUGGCCAUGGAUUUGCUCUGGUUCGUCACCCAGUGGCCAAAAGUUUAUCCAGGAACAGAGGGGUGGCUAUGGAAGUGUGCCCCAUCUCCAACCAGGUGAUGAAGCUAGUAAAAGAUUUGCGAAACCAUCCGGCAGCUGCACUGUUGGCAGAGAAUCACCCAUUGGUCAUCAGUUCUGAUGACCCCGGCAUGUUCGGUGCCUCUGGACUUUCUUAUGACUUCUAUGAAGCUUUUGUUGGGUUUGGUGGGAUUAGAUCCAAUAUAGCCACCAUCAAACAGCUGGCCAUAAACUCUAUUAGGUAUAGUUCGUUGCCCCAGAAGCAGCAGGAGGAAGCCCUGGCGCUGUGGCAGAGAAAAUGGGAUACGUUUGUCUCUGAAAAUGCUCCUUAGAGAGAAACUCAUUUUUUAAUUCAAAUGUUUCAUUGUCUAGGGCAUUCAUCAAAUGUGUCUUGCUUCCUUUGAGAAAGGAACGCCUUUUAGCAACUGUAAAUGGGAAUGUGAUGUCUUUCUUAUUAUGACAAGUUGCUGUGAAAAAGGCAUGUAGCUUCAUGUUGCCAUAAUAUGGAGUUACAGUGGCUGUGUACAGUGUGUUAGCUGGCCACUGUGAGACAGGCCUGAGCUACAUCCUAUAAAAUUUAGGGUGAUUACUUGAAUUACACAAAUGAACUGGCUUCAAUCAAGGGCACCUUGUUAUGUCUAGCAUUUUUAAGGAUUUUGAACGUUCGUGCACUUUAAGGUUCAGGUUUGCCUAUGUUUUGAGGGACAGUAACGGUGCCGGACAGCACUGUUAACUGGCUGAGGUGCUAAAUGAUGUUUGAAUUCUCUUUGUGGUGUUUGUGGCUUGCUCAUGCUUUGGAAGAGUGAAACAGGUAGCUUGUUAAAAUCUUGUUUUUAGAUUUUUAGCUGUAAUCGAUUUAUAAAGGUCAUAGUUGACCUUUGCUCAUGCAGACACAUUUUAUGAGAAACAAAAGUCACAUCUUUUUUUGAAGCAGUGGGUAAGAUGCAUAUGAACUAGGGCUGCACAAUAUGGUAAAAACAUCAGAAUGCCAUUAUUUUCACUGAUUGUGAUUGUGAUAUGAUUCAGUACUUCACUAUAAUUGCUGUCACAUUUUACCUUUAUGACAAAAUUGCAGCUUCUGCUAUUUGUGUAUUGCACAUAUAAUAUUUCAGUUAAUUGUGCAACCCGAAUAUGAACAACCGUCUGCGCCAUCCAGACGUAUUAAAUAUUAAAUGUUGUGAACAAAAUAAAACAAAUACGACUGUUGCUUUA
Morone saxatilis (striped sea-bass) is the source of this 2716-nucleotide messenger RNA. It is a transcript of the gene ada2a, whose product is annotated as adenosine deaminase 2a. The record is from RefSeq and is a predicted model, not a curated record. Lineage: Eukaryota; Metazoa; Chordata; Actinopteri; Moronidae. Bases 310 to 1836 code for a protein of 508 amino acids. The transcript has 10 exons. Gene Ontology annotation, biological process: adenosine catabolic process; inosine biosynthetic process. Gene Ontology annotation, molecular function: adenosine deaminase activity.